Molecule: messenger RNA, 1548 nt
Organism: Uncinocarpus reesii 1704
Lineage: Eukaryota; Fungi; Ascomycota; Eurotiomycetes; Onygenales; Onygenaceae
Exons: 4
Coding region: 1-1548 (515 amino acids)
Source: RefSeq, a predicted model, not a curated record
AUGACGGAAUCCAAGUCCCGCCCUCCAAGUAUCUUGCUGGAGCCUCCUCCAAAAGGCGUGGAAUUAGAAGACCCUGGAGCGCAUGAAUCGGCUGCGGAAAGCGAUGAUGAACAUUUCUCCGAUGCUUCUGAAGGCCGAAACCAUAGUGGCGCUGGAUCUCCCCGAAUUCAGAUCCCUUCACCUCGGGAAGGAGAAAGUGAUCAUCUAAACGUUCCUCUUAGCCCUGGUGGCUCUCCCAUUCCACGCACAGUCGUCGAGAAAGUUGACCUUGAGGACGCUAGCUACGGCGAAGAACCCGGCACACCUGCGUACGAGGCACGCAAAAUGGAUGCCGUUCCGGAUCUCGUCUACAAAGUAGGGGAAUGGCACCCCGAAUUUCCCGAGAGCACUUCAUUGAACCCGUCGGGGAGCCCUACUCCGAUCUCCCCUCCCGGGACCAUGCUGUCCCGUGUGGAUUCUCUGCCAGAAAGGACAACUUCGCCAUUGUCAUUCACCGCGCAUAAACGGAGCCCCAGCGAUGCCCAACCUGAUGUAGUGGUGGAUGUCUCAGAUCCCAAGGGCUCCCCCAGCUUGUCCGGGUAUAGCGCCUCGCCUCAAGAACUAGACCAGAACGUCGAUCCGACUAAUGACCCCGAGAAUAACAUUGCUGGUGAUGGAAAUGCGCCAUCCUUUGGAGAUGACUUUGACGAUUUCGAGGAAGGAAAUGAAAGUGCAGAACAGGAUGAUUUUGGUGACUUCGAUAACGAGUUUCAGGUGGCAUCUACAGAUACUGUUGUAGACUCUGGUCAGGGCCACAACAGGUAUAUAUCAAUGGAAGAGCCUUUUCCGACGUCAGCUUCUGCCCCCUUAGACUUCGGCUCUUUCGACUCCUUAUCAACGUUCCUCGAUGCUACAUCCGAUCAUCUUGAUAUGCUUUUCCCUAAAUCCACUAAUCUCCCUUCAGCUCAUCCUAUCGACCGCAUUCCCGACUCUUCUGCAAUAUUUAAUACUGAGCGCUCCUUAUCUCUAUGGUCACAACUCGUCGCGCCACCACCACUCCAACCCCCAAACUGGACAAAAUCUCGUAUCCGCCGCCUGUUCCUCGUCUCCCUCGGAGUCCCAGUCGACCUUGACGAAAUCCUACCAGCUUCUAAACAAAAAAAACUAGUCCUACCUUCGAUAACAACCCACGAUGCCUCUGGCCAAUCACGCAGCCGCCCCAAAAAGUCGCAAGAAGGCAGCGACCAGACUGCCCGUUCGUCCACAUCCACAGACGCCGCGCGCUCACGGUCGCGCAACCUUCCUUCGCGCCGUCGCAGACAACAGGCGCCACCAGAGUUGGAUCUAUCUGCUGUCCGGCGACUGUGCGCCACAACCGAUGCCGCUCUGGAUGGGCUUACAGACGAAGAGAUGCAACAUCACUUGAAGACCCUAGAAGAAAUGACGGUUCGUGCCAGUGAAGUGUUGGAAUAUUGGUUGAAGAAGAGAGAUGGCCAGGUUGGCGAAAAGGAGGCGUAUAACGGGGUCAUUGAGAAUUUAGUGAAGCACGCAAGACAGGUACGAAGCUGA